Prorocentrum cordatum is the source of this 762-nucleotide messenger RNA. NCBI's taxonomy places the organism in Eukaryota, Dinophyceae, Prorocentrales, Prorocentraceae. The record is from the annotation of a GenBank genome assembly.
AUGAUGGAGCCGCGCACGGCACCGUACCUGGCGAUGGUGUACCACGACGGCGCGGUCUACGAGCGCCCCGCCAAGUGGGAACCGCACUUCAGCAUCGUGUUGAAGCAAGGAGAGGCACUGUUCUUCCCCCCGGGCUUCAUUCACGAGACGGUGAACGUGAACGAGUCGAGGGGCAGCUGUGCAGCAUCGGUGACUUUCCAGUUCAUGCUGCCGAUGGCGGCGCGCAUGUACCGCCGCUUCCUGCCGCGGGUGCGGAGGACCGCGGACAUCCACGAGGCCUGGCCGUUCAUAGCGCAGUGGGCCGGGCUGGGCAAGCCAGGCCCUCCGCAGGGGCUGCCUUACGGCGAGGCGCGAGCGCAGGCUCUCGGGAGCUCCGGCGCUGGGGCGGCGUUCCUGCGGGUGGACGCGAACAAGGAUGAUUCCUUGGAGUGGACUGAGCUGCUGGCGAAGUUCCCGCACGGGGAAGCGGUAAACAUCCUGGGUUUCCACGACCUCGACGGGGACGGGACCAUCUCGCGGGAGGAGUUCGCGGAGGCGUUCGGCUUCUGGGCGGGCACCGUCCGCGACGUGGUCGAGGACACCCCCGAGAAGUUCCGCAAGUUCCAGCUCCGGGACAUGGUCGGCGACUUCAACAUCGAGGACCUGCCGCCCAAAACGCAGCAGCAGUUGCUGCGCGCAGCCAGAGACCUGGAGGCCAAAAGGGCCGCGGCCGCCGCCACCGCGCCCGCCGGCGCAUCGGCGGCAGCGGGCGGGGAGCUGUGA